AACAUCAGCGGCUGCCGCCUGAGCGCCGAGCGGCGGCGCUACGCCGAGGCCGGGGCCGUGCUCUUCCACCACCGCGACCUGGUGCGGCACGGGCGCGGGCAGCUGCCCCCCGGCGCCCCGCAGCGCCCCCCGGGGCAGCGCUGGGUCUGGAUGAACUUCGAGUCGCCCUCGCACUCGCCCGGGCUGCGCGGCUGGGGCGGGCUCUUCAACUGGACCAUGUCCUACCGCCUGGACUCCGACGUCUUCGUGCCCUACGGGGCGCUGCGGGCCGCGCGGGCGCCGGGGCGCCUGGUCCUGCCGCGCAAGACCAAGCUGGUGGCCUGGGUCAUCAGCCACUGGAACGAGGAGCACGCGCGGGUGCGCUACUACCGCCAGCUGCAGAAGUACCUGCCCGUGGACGUGUACGGGGCGCAGGGCCUGGCGCUGAAGGAGGGCGGCGUGGUGCGGACGGUGUCGGAGUACAAGUUCUACCUGGCCUUCGAGAACUCGCAGCACACCGACUACAUCACUGAGAAGCUGUGGAGAAAUGCCUUCAAGGCCGGCGCCGUGCCCGUUGUGCUGGGCCCCCGGCGGGCCAACUACGAGCUCUUCGUCCCCCCCAACUCCUUCAUCCACGUCGACGACUUCUCCAGCCCCCGGAAGCUGGCUGUCUACCUGAGGUUCCUCGACAGAAACCCGCGGAGCUACAGACGGUAUUUUGCCUGGCGUGAGAAGUAUGACGUGCACGUCGCAUCGUUCUGGGACGAGCACUACUGCCGGGCUUGCGAGGCCCUCCAGGCGGCUGGCGAUGACCAGGUCAAGUCUGUGCAAAACCUGGCUGGCUGGUUUGAAAGCUGAUGGCUUUGGGUGGGGAAGCUCGCUUGGCCAGCUUCUCCCAAAGCCCGGCUUAAAGGGGGUGGCAUCUCUCAGGCGUUAGAGACCCUGGCAAAAACUAGGGACCGUGGAAAUUGCUGGGGAGGAGAGUAGGCCAGCAAGCUCUUGGAGCUCUAGGGUUGCCUUGUGAGUUGCCAUUGCCGGGCUGUGACAGCCCCAGCACUUCCUCCAGUCCAGCGUUUGCCUGGACAUGAACUCCCCUGGGUGUCCCAAGCUGAAACCAUAAUUGUUGCACAGAUCAACACAAAUAAACUGUGCCAAUUCUAUAGCCAUACAGCUGUAACCAAUUUUCUCCGUUACUGCCAUUCCCAGGAUGAUGAAACUUCCUUAUGCUUCAAGGAGAUACAGGAUCAGUGCUGGCACUUUGUAUUUUUAUUCCCUUUUGAGAACGUAUUUGCCUGCUACACAGAGGCACAUUUAUUUAAAGGCAGUCAUUGAGCAUACAAAACACUUUCACAGACAAAUCAUGAGCCUCAAGCUUGGAAUUGGCAUGAUCCACCAGUAUGCUGUUGGCACUUCCCGGCAGUGUUUUAAAUUGCAAUAGCUAAAAAUGCAGCGAGCGAAUGCAAACAUUUGACCAUGUACCCUAAGAAUUUCAGCAAGCCGAGGCACAAGCGCAUGGAAAGGAACGGGUGCGAGUAGAAUAUCCACCUUUUACACAACGUUACUUGAAGCAUUUCCUUCGUUGCUUGUUGAAAUCAAGGGGAUGAAGGUUAAGAAGAAGACAUCUAGGAACAGGAAAAGAAGGAAUGUAAAAACAAUGUUGGAACACUUCUAUUUUUGCUUUAUUCAGAAAUGUGUUUACAGGAGCCUGCAUGGUUUUCCCUGGCAACCUACUGCCACAUAGAGAACAGCAGGGGCAGGGUUAGAGCUCUACAGCUCCCUAUGGAAGUUCUCAGACUACAUCCAAUGUAUUUAUGAAAAGAUUAAUUUAUUUCUAUAUCAUCAUGAGAAAUUUUUAUCAGAUAAUAAUCGUAGCUUGCAACAUGCAUUUUCAUGGAGAAUCAUAGAUUUUAAAACAUUUUAUGAGGUGAUAGAUAAUGUGGUACGCUGCUUUGCAGGCUGUAAAAACAGUUACCUUUCCUGUUAGAAUAACAUAGCUUAGAUGGUUUUCUGCAAUUGUUUUAAAGUAUUGGAUGGUACCAGGAACAAAUGCAAAUAGGUGAGGACAUCUUUCUAAUAUUUAUUGAGUUUAUUUGUUUUCUGAUGCUUUUAUUCUCCAUUUUUGUUUUCUAUGAGGUGGGUAUGUAUUUUUUUUGCCCAGGUAGAAUGAAGUCCCUAUAAUCAGAAGUUUUUCAGUCCAUGCCUGUAAGGGCAUGUCUCCAUGACACUUUGCAGUGCUGUGCGGAGGUAAUUGAGCUAGCUUUGAACCAUUUAGUCUAUAUACAUAAAAAAGUGUGUUAGCAUAGAACUUUUCCUGGCCUAUUUGUCCUUCUGAGAAGUUGUUAGGCAUACAAAUGGUGGGUCCCAGCACUUCCAGGCAAUUAUUCCACUUUGCCUGACUGAGAUCUUUGCUUUUAGUAGUCACUGGUUGCUACUUCCUAGUUCCUGCCACCUAUGGUGUCUUCACAGCUUUACACUAACCCUAAGGAACUUCUGGGGACUUGAACCCCAUUGCACCCUAUUAGCACAUACCAAUGUCUAACUAUGGGCCUCAUCCUGUUCCUGUUAUGUCCGUGACUUCAGUCCAGGGGAAAGCGUGGAGCUCCAAAGGAAAAGAGAGGGGAGCAAGACUCUCAUUUGCAAAUAUUUGAGGUACCAGGACAGGUAAGUUUACCAGCAUUGGGAACCAGUGUUGAGAAGGGUAAGCAGUAAACCAUAGUCAAGUUGCUAGCCUUAUGAUUUAUUUAUUGUCAGUACAUUAUACCAAGUCUUAAAUCAGAGCAGCGUCCCAGUGGCUAGAGUGAUGGUGAAUUCAAACUUCUGUACAUUG
Molecule: messenger RNA, 2806 nt
Organism: Gavialis gangeticus (Gharial)
Lineage: Eukaryota; Metazoa; Chordata; Crocodylia; Gavialidae
Gene: FUT4
Product: fucosyltransferase 4
Exons: 1
Cellular component (GO): membrane
Molecular function (GO): alpha-(1->3)-fucosyltransferase activity
Source: RefSeq, a predicted model, not a curated record